AUGGCCUACAGCAUCACUACAGUCAUUUCAGUUCUGUUAGUGUCCAAAAUGUAUUGUUGUUCAUCUAAAGCAGAGGACAGACUUUUUCGGCGUCUGUUCAGGCGUUAUAAUCAAUUCAUCCGACCAGUGGAGAAUGUAUCUGAUCCGGUCACAGUGGAGUUUGAGGUCUCCAUAUCUCAGUUGGUCAAAGUGGAUGAAGUUAAUCAAAUAAUGGAGACCAAUCUCUGGCUUAGACAUGUGUGGAAUGACUACAAGCUGAGAUGGUCUCCUGUUGAAUAUGAAGGGAUUGAAUUCAUACGUGUCCCAUCAAACAAGAUUUGGAGGCCAGAUAUUGUGCUGUAUAAUAAUGCUGUGGGUGAUUUCCUGGUAGAGGACAAGACCAAGGCUCUGCUCAAGUUUGAUGGCACAAUCACAUGGAUCCCUCCAGCUAUUUUUAAAUCCUCCUGCCCCAUGGACAUCACGUACUUCCCCUUUGAUUAUCAGAACUGCUCCAUGAAGUUUGGCUCCUGGACGUAUGACAAGGCCAAGAUUGACCUAGUUCUCAUUGGCUCAAAGGUAAACCUCAAGGACUUCUGGGAAAGUGGUGAGUGGGAGAUCAUUGACGCUCCUGGAUACAAACAUGACAUCAAGUACAACUGCUGUGAGGAGAUCUACCCCGACAUCACCUACUCCUUCUACAUCCGCCGCCUGCCGCUCUUCUACACCAUCAACCUGAUCAUCCCCUGCCUCCUGAUCUCCUUCCUCACAGUCCUGGUCUUCUACCUGCCAUCGGACUGCGGAGAGAAGGUUACUCUGUGUAUUUCAGUGCUACUCUCCCUCACUGUGUUCCUGCUCGUUAUCACUGAAACUAUCCCAUCCACAUCGCUAGUCAUCCCUCUGAUUGGAGAGUACCUUCUAUUCACCAUGAUCUUUGUAACUCUAAGUAUCGUCAUCACCGUUUUCGUACUAAAUGUCCACUACCGCACUCCUAUGACUCAUACCAUGCCGGACUGGGUAAGGGCUGUCUUCUUAGGGGUGCUCCCAAGGGUCAUGUUGAUGAGGAGGCCCAUAGACCAAGGCUGUCCCACCUCCACGAGCAUCGGCACUGGCACGGUUGGAGGGAUUGCUGGUUUGAAUCGUCUGGGCAACAAGAAGAGAAAGAACAGCAUAGGAUCGGGAAGCGGCUCCGGAAGCGUUAGCAUCGGAGGUAUUACUGGUGGAGUAGCAUGUGCGGCUCUAGAUGGUGGCACUGGCGGGGGUACGUCAACAGGUAGUGCUAUGAACUGUGUGGAGUACGGUGAAAUGAACCGUGAUAAAAAUCGGGACUUAAACCGUGAGCACAAUAGAGAGUUAUCAUUGAACCGCGAUGUGACCAGAAGAUACCCCUACAAUCGAGGAAAAGAAGUCCCAACUCCUGUCCCUCCUCCAAUGGUCCCCCCACCGCCGCCUCCUCCACCUCCACCCCCACCUCCUCCUCUCCCCUCAUCUCUACCGUUCCAGGGCACCCAGAGUCUGCCCCUGCCAGAGCCUCCGAAGUCCCCCAAGAUACCUAGACCCCUGAACUCACCGUCGCCAGUCAACGCAGUGGUGGCUGUAUCUGUGGUAUCGCCCGAAAUCAAGCAGGCCAUAGAGAGCGUCAAGUACAUUGCAGAGAACAUGCGAACUCGCAACAAAGCCAAAGAGGUGGAGGACGACUGGAAGUACGUAGCCAUGGUCAUAGACAGAAUCUUCCUAUGGGUGUUUGUAACAGUGUGUGUGCUGGGGACUCUGGGACUCUUUCUGCAGCCUCUCAUCAGUUUCCUCAAAUAAAACACAGUAUUUGUCAUCUCAUAUCUUCCUUUGUGAGCCAGCCUGCAAUGACUGUGGGAACCAUCCACUCAGUCUCUCUAUCGUCUGUCCCUCAGCUUUUCCCUUGUUUCCCUCGACUUACCCACUUUUCCCUCCGCAGCCUCUCCCCUUCUACCCUCAAUUAUAGUGCACACAAUGCCAUUUUGCGUCUGCCUGUCUCCUGCACCUUUUGCUUUAGAAAUGAUCGUGACAUGUGGCCUCUUUCAUGUACAUUUCUAUGUCUGU
Messenger RNA from Boleophthalmus pectinirostris (great blue-spotted mudskipper), 2052 nucleotides. RefSeq names its product neuronal acetylcholine receptor subunit alpha-3-like. Gene Ontology annotation, molecular function: transmembrane signaling receptor activity; acetylcholine-gated monoatomic cation-selective channel activity. The coding region runs from base 1 to 1788 and encodes 595 amino acids. The transcript has 7 exons. Gene Ontology annotation, biological process: signal transduction; monoatomic ion transmembrane transport; nervous system process. NCBI's taxonomy places the organism in Eukaryota, Metazoa, Chordata, Actinopteri, Gobiiformes, Gobiidae. Gene Ontology annotation, cellular component: postsynaptic membrane; synapse; neuron projection. The record is from RefSeq and is a predicted model, not a curated record.